Molecule: messenger RNA, 3138 nt
Organism: Triplophysa rosa
Lineage: Eukaryota; Metazoa; Chordata; Actinopteri; Cypriniformes; Nemacheilidae
Gene: tex10
Product: testis expressed 10
Exons: 17
Coding region: 121-3033 (970 amino acids)
Cellular component (GO): nucleus; MLL1 complex
Source: RefSeq, a predicted model, not a curated record
CAUAAUUUGAUCAGGCACAUGCUUAGCCGCUAUGGUAGCGCUUCCACAGAGCUUGAAGGACCUCAAAAGACUCUAUUGCAACACGAGUGAUCGCCUCUGUUUAUUCUCUUUCAACUAAGAAUGACCAAAAAGCGAAAACGGCAGGAUGAUUUCCAGAAAGUUAAGCUAAAGGUUGGCAAAAAGAAGCCGAAAGCAGACAAUGCAACAGACGUCAACUUCAGAUCCAAAGCCAUCCAUCUGCCAGAGCAGCUGAAGCAGAGUAAUGCAGGACCAACCACACAUAGGCAGCUCAACAUUAAGGAUCUGCUGUCCCAGUUACACCACUACAACAGUAAUGUCAAGCAGGGAGCUCUGGUGGGUUUACGGGAGUUGCUGUCAGGUCACCCCACUUUGGUUGAACAGCAUACGUCGGCGAUUCUUUCAGAGGUAGCCGCGCUCUUCACAGACAAAGACGGCACCGUGCGUGCGGCUGCGGUGCGCCUGCUGCGCUUCGUGUCUCAGUGCAUCCCCGUCGAGCGCGUGGCACCAUUCUUCCCCCUGCUUAGCGCUCACCUCACUUGUGCCAUGACUCAUAUCUCAGAAAGUAUCCAAGAGGACGCUCUCCGGGUCCUGGACGUGCUGCUCGAACACUUUCCUGGACUUUUGUCUCAGAGACAUAACAUUCUGCUGGCAAAUUUUUUCGAGCUCAUCUCCCAGAGGCGAAUGGGCAAAAAGGGCGGAACGGGUCAGGAUAAGCCAUCGAAAGGACGCUUUGUUUUGUCCUUCAAUACAAAUCGCUCUGUGACGGCACAGCAAUGGAGACUCACUGUGCUGCUUAGGCUGAGCCGUUUUCUGCAGGCGGUGGUUGAGGAAAGGCCGCUGGAGGAAGGCAUGACUAACAGGAAUGCUCUUGAAAUGUGGGCUGGGGAGAAAAGCUCGACGACACCUAUAGAGGUGAAGUGGGAAGAGCAUGCGUUUGGGAAGGGCAGAAUACAAAUGUUUGAACAUUCUGGAGCCACGCCCACCCCACACUCCACAUAUCGGUUAAGGCCGGACUCUAAUCUGGCAGUUGGAAUGAAUAAAGAUCUAAAUUCAGCUGAGACCGUGCAAGGCUUUGCGGGGACACUCGUGCCUCUCCUGCUGGAGAUCUGGGUGGAGGCGGCAGGUGGAGAACGCGUGCAGACGGACAGUGGUCACCUGCUUUCGCCAGAGUCCAUGGCUCUUAUGUUCCAGAUUCUGACCAUCCUUCAGUUACUCAGAAGACUCACCCCACAGGGAGACCAACAGGACAUUCUGGACGCCUGGUUUCGGAACACGUACCUAGCUGACUUCAAACAUCACUUCAUGAAGAACUUCCCGUAUGGUCUGCUAGAAGUGGCAAGACAUAAGAAAAAAGUUGACGGGAAGAGGUUUCAUCAGCAGGCAGUUGUUGCAACUGUCGCUGGAGGCAAUGUGGAGCCUUUGGCCCUAAACGUCACAUUGUGCCAAGUUAUGGUGACUCUCAGUCUUAAGGGCUGCAGUGACGGAGUGGGUCAAGAUGCAGACUGGCUCGGACCAAUCAGAGAUUUCAUUAAAGAGACACUGUCCAGUGGGAGCAAGCUGAGCUCAAAGCACCUGGCAGCUUUACUGGAAGUCGUCUGGAGGAUGAUUGUUACCCAGCGCAGCCGUGUGGUGACAGAUGAACUCCUGCAGGCCGUGUAUGUGCAGUACCAGCAGAGGAACCUCGGUGUGACCGUCCGUACACUGCUGCUGAGCUUUUUCAGUCAACUCUACAUUGAAGAACAUCAGAACCACCCUCAUAUUGCCAGGAGUAAGAUUCUGGCAUGCUGGUUGGCAUCACUACCAGUGCAGUUGGUUCAGUUAGGCAGUAGGAAUCCUCAGCUCUCCGCACAUCUUCUGGAGACGGUGCAGUCGGCUGCCGCCAGGGGCAACAAGGACCUUCUGAACAUUCUGCAGAAACGUGCCUGCAGUCUUUAUGAUCCACAGGAUGGCUGUGUGGUGGUGUUGCCUGUGGAGUCCCAGAAGAAGCUUGUUCAGAUUCUUUAUUUCCUGCCGGUGAUUCCCCCAGAGCUUCUCUCAUGUCUUAGUCAGGUCUGCAACGCUGGAAGAGUAUCAGCUAGCCUGGCCACCACACUUAUGCGCACUAUUCACCUGAGGUCUCCUCUGAGUGGCUGGUCGAGCGGUUCACAGGAUGUGCCAGUGAAGGAUGUCGAUUACCUCAGUUUCUUUUUCACCACGCUAACAGGUUUCUCCUCGGAGACUUUGGAGGCCCUGCAGCACACAGAUGAAGACUGUCUAUUGCCCUCGUCCACUCUCUCUCCGCUCAGCGUGCUUGCCACCACCCUGGAGCAGUUCCUGCACCAUUGGGAUGUGGUGGAGCAUCUAGAUGUUCAGUUCAAUCAGUCCAGGGCCACUCGGGUUGAUAUUCCACGCACAAGUACGUCUGAGUUUCCCUCCGGAGAGAGGCAGUCUGUUGAGCAGGAGGUGUGUCAUUGCCUGGAAACUCUGGGAUCACGUGCACAGUGUUUUGAUGUAAUACAGACUGCCAUCAUUAAGAAUCUGUGUGGACUAGCAGUGGUGCCCGACUGUUUGUGUACAGCAGUUCUGAGGUGUAUUCCUCUGUUACUGGAUAUCAACUUCCUGCCCAGCGACACUCUCCUCCACUUCCUGUCUGACUGUUGCCUGACCAUGCUCAAUCUCCUGCUGCAACUGGAGCAGAGCACCCGCAAGAGGGAUAGGGUUUGGGAGGCAUGUUUCACCGCGCUGAGCGCUGUACCAAGGCUUCUGCGAUUGGUGCUUCAGUCUUUCCGCGUUUGUGACCUGUGUGAGGAAGAGCUCCCACUUCUGGCACAGAUACUGUCAUUACUUCUUCAGCACGCUCAGUUACGCAACCACAUGAUGGCCAAUGCCAGUCUUCUGCAACACAUCAUACAGGACUUGACGCAUUUCUACAGCGGAGAGACGCGAGAGCAGUGGCUGACUGACUUGUUGUACUGCUACAGCGUGACGCUCUCUGGUCCCCGUGCCAACAUGGGCAUGAGAGAAAUGUAUUAAACAUUACAGUAUCCAUCGCUACAACCUUUUUGUUUGUUUUUCCUAAAUAAACACACAGUUGUUUUGUAUAAAAUGAGGAAAAUAAACCUUGUGGUAAUUGAUUGA